UAUAAGCAUUAAUUAAAAAAAAAAGGUCUUUUUACAUAUUAUUGACUAGCUUAUUAAAUAAAAAAAAUUAAAUAGUUAAUGGUUUAUAAAAGUAAAACUUGAUAAUAUGCUUUUAAUCCACUAUAGUAAAUUUUCUUUUAUUUGAUCCAUGUAUGUAUUUAACGAGAAAUAAUUUAAUUUAUAUGAUUAUAAUAUUAAAAUGGAAGGAAAGAGGUAAUCUUCAUGCAUGCAACGGUAGGAAAGGUGCCACUGUCUUCGUUGAGCCGUUGAUUGAUACCCACGAAACCGCUAAAUCUCCAAGGACUAACAAAUCCAAAAAAGUUUCAUUUAAUUUUUUUUUUUCUGGAUAAUUUAUUUUCUCUCUACAGUGAUGCAGAGCAGUAAUGGCGGUUCCAGCUGCACUAGCUAUCGUCCCUAUUGGGAUCCUCUUCUUUUUCUCGGGCCUCAUUGUCAAUCUUAUCCAGGCAGUUCUCUUCAUCAUUGUUCGGCCAGCGUCAAAGUGCAUGCAUACAAGGAUAAAUAAAAUUGCUGCAGAACUGCUAUGGCUGGAGCUCAUAUGGCUUGUUGAUUGGUGGGCUUGUCUGAAGAUUGAAGUGUAUGCAGAUGAUGAAACUUUUGAACAAAUGGGUAAAGAACAUGCACUUGUGAUUUGCAAUCACCGGAGUGACAUUGAUUGGCUCGUUGGAUGGAUCCUAGCUCAGGUGCUGGUUUUUGUGCGGCAACAAAUAGAUGAAACUUGUCGCUCCGGUUGUCUUGGUAGUACACUAGCUGUCAUGAAGAAACAAGCAAAAAUGCUUCCUAUUAUAGGUUGGUCAAUGUGGUUUUCUGAUUAUCUGUUUCUGGAAAGAAGAUGGGCAAAGGAUGAAACCACAUUGAAGUCAGGUUUUAAGCGGCUGGCAGAUUUUCCUAUUCCUUUUUGGUUGGCUCUUUUUGUGGAAGGAACUCGCUUUACAGAAGCAAAGCUUCAAGCGGCUCAAGAGUUUGCUGCUUCAAGGGGGUUGCCUGUUCCUAGAAACGUAUUGCUUCCUCGCACCAAGGGUUUUAUCUCGGCAGUGGCUCAUACUCGCUCAUUUAUUCCAGCAAUUUAUGAUUGCACAGUGGCUGUUCCCAAAAAUCAGCCUGCGCCUACAAUGCUAAGGAUAUUCAGAGGACAAUCUUCUGUGAUUGUUCUGCAAAUCAAACGACAUUCAAUGCAGGAACUUCCAGUAACUGCUGGCGGCAUUUCACAAUGGUGCAAAGAUGUAUUUGUGACCAAGGAUGCUAUGUUGGAGAAAUUUUUUACCAAGGAAACUUUCAGUGACCGAAAGCUUCAAGAUAUUGGUCGACCGAAAGAAUCUUUGUUUGUAAGACGAUGUCACUAUGCUGUAAUAUUCUCCUUAUCUAUGGGGUUGCCAGGUUAUUCCGAUGGUUGUCAUUCCUAGGCUUGUGGGAAGUCAUUUCAUGUGCAGUGAGUCUCUUGGUCCUUGUCACAAUUGUUAUGCAAUUUCUGAUUCAAUCAUCCGAGUCAGAGCGUUCUACUUCACCAUCCAAACUCUCAUUUCCUCAUCAAACGAAGGAGAGGCUUAUUCUGAAAUAAGCCCAGAAAUGUUGCCGUCCAUUCUUAGGUUGCUUGGAAAAUGCAGGGCACUUGUGUUUGCUGUCUUUGUUUGUUCCUUGGAGAUCCAUAUGAGCCUCAUUCAUUAACCUUCUGUAGUGAACUUCUGUGCAUACUGAUUCUUUUUUCUAUCAUCUGUUUUCUUGAUUCUCAUUUGAGCUGCUGUGUUGUUGGGUAUUUAUUGAAAAUUUUUCUGGUAUUUGAAAAAUCUCUGUAUUUAGUUUGUCUUGC
Molecule: messenger RNA, 1825 nt
Organism: Manihot esculenta (cassava)
Lineage: Eukaryota; Viridiplantae; Streptophyta; Magnoliopsida; Malpighiales; Euphorbiaceae
Product: 1-acyl-sn-glycerol-3-phosphate acyltransferase 3
Exons: 11
Coding region: 384-1421 (345 amino acids)
Cellular component (GO): endomembrane system
Molecular function (GO): 1-acylglycerol-3-phosphate O-acyltransferase activity
Source: RefSeq, a predicted model, not a curated record